Messenger RNA from Punica granatum (pomegranate), 684 nucleotides. The record is from RefSeq and is a predicted model, not a curated record. Lineage: Eukaryota; Viridiplantae; Streptophyta; Magnoliopsida; Myrtales; Lythraceae.
UCUUGGACUUUGCUCCUCCCAAAUCUCAGGCUUUCUUAUCCGAAUUUCGAAGAAAUUUCUCUGUAAAGUUGGGACCCCCCAUGAACAGGUUCCUCUUCAAGAACUCUCGAGCUCUCCUCUCUUCCCAAUUCACCCGAUAUAGCCUCUGCGUCGAAUCGGACCGAUGGGCUGCGAGGGGUUGGCCAGAGCCGGAGUCGUGGAAGUCGAUGGAGGGUCUCAUCUGGUGCUCGGCCAACCACGCACCGCUGUCUCCGAUCAGCUUCUUGAAGAGGUCGGCUAAGGUCCAUAGGGACAGGACAUCUCCGGUCUAUGGUCCGGUGGAGUACACGUGGGGUGAGACUCAUGCGCGGUGCGUGCGCUUGGCUUCCGCCCUGGCACAGCUCGGGAUUUCCCGUGGGGAUGUGGUGGCCACUUUAGCCCCGAACGUGCCUGCCAUGUACGAGCUGCAUUUCGCGGUGCCGAUGUGACGUAGCGGAACCUAAAUUGCGAUCUGUUGAUUCGCGUAUGAAUACCAGACAACAACCUUCUAUCACCUGUUGAUUCUACGAAUACUAGGAAUAAGUAUCAAACUUGAAAACAAAUUCGAGAUUGGAAGAAAGAGCACGGUAGCUCUACAACUUUAUUGAUAAAUUCGAAAUUCAACUCCCUCAACCAUAGGGUUGUACAAAGUUUAAAUAGGUCUUA